Messenger RNA from Conger conger (European conger), 7407 nucleotides. Its product is annotated as paired box protein Pax-5-like. Lineage: Eukaryota; Metazoa; Chordata; Actinopteri; Anguilliformes; Congridae. Gene Ontology annotation, molecular function: DNA-binding transcription factor activity, RNA polymerase II-specific; RNA polymerase II cis-regulatory region sequence-specific DNA binding. The transcript is spliced from 10 exons. Gene Ontology annotation, biological process: regulation of transcription by RNA polymerase II; anatomical structure development. Bases 192 to 1361 code for a protein of 389 amino acids. The record is from RefSeq and is a predicted model, not a curated record.
ACUGAGCCCUUUUUCCACCUAAAACGUUUAGUUUCAGCUCAGUGAACACUUGCAACAGCGCAACAGGGAGCGGAAGAGUCGAAUUAUUUCAAUCUACAACUCACCAAAUGCCGCUGUAGGAAAAAAACUGGAAACUUUUUUGUUCUUUUUUUUUUUCUUACUUCAUUUCCCUUCCAACCCCACGAACCAACAUGGAAUUAGACCACAAGCAACAGUCGUACAGGGGCGGAAGUUCAGGGCAUGGCGGGGUCAACCAGCUGGGAGGGGUGUUUGUGAAUGGGCGCCCCCUGCCUGACGUAGUGCGGCAGCGCAUCGUGGAGCUGGCGCACCAGGGCGUGAGGCCCUGUGACAUCUCCCGCCAGCUACGCGUCAGUCACGGCUGCGUCAGCAAGAUCCUGGGCCGAUACUAUGAGACAGGCAGCAUAAGACCAGGAGUGAUCGGAGGAUCCAAACCAAAGGUUGCUACACCCAAAGUUGUUGACAAAAUCGCUGACUACAAGCGCCAAAACCCCACCAUGUUUGCCUGGGAGAUCAGAGACAGACUGCUGGCAGAGAGAGUGUGUGACAACGACAGCGUUCCCAGCGUCAGCUCCAUCAACAGGAUCAUUCGGACAAAAGUGCAGCAGCCCCCCCUCCAGCCAGGCUCCAGUCACAGUUUAGCUUCCACAGCAGCAGUCACUCAGGUGUCCGCGGUAACCAGUGACUCACCCGGCUCCUCCUACUCAAUAAGCGGCAUUCUGGGAAUCAGCUCCACUGCAGAUGUCAGCAAGCGCAAGAGGGAAGAAGCUCUGCAGGAGUCCCCGCUGGUGAACGGUCACUCCCACGUGGGGCGGGACUUCCUGAGGAAGCAGAUGCGAGGAGACCUGUUCACACCGCAGCAGUUAGAGGUACUGGACCGCAUGUUUGAGUGGCAGGCGCUCUCUGACCUCUUUCCCACCCCAGAACCCAGCAGGCCCCCGCAGACUGCAGACUACUCGGCGAUGGUGUCCCUCGCCGGGGGACUGGAGGAGAUGAAGAGCAGCCUGGUCACCCCGGGAGGGGCGGAGAUAGGAGGCAGCGUUUCUGGGCCUCAGUCAUACCAGCUGGUGUCAGGUCGGGAUCUCCCAGGAACCACCCUGCCUGGAUACCCCCCUCAUGUGCCCCCUACUGGCCAGGGCAGUUACUCCACCCCCACCUUGACCAGCAUGGUACCUGGAGGUGACUUUUCCAGCACCCCUUACUCCCACCCACAGUACUCCACAUAUAACGAGUCCUGGAGGUUCCCCAAUCCCGGCCUACUGGGCUCUCCGUACUACUACAGCACGGCCGCCAGGAGCGCCGGGCCGGCCAGCGCCACCACCGCUGCCUACGAACGCCACUGACGCACCGGAGAGAGAGAGACGCACCGGAGAGAGAGAGACGCAGAGAGAGAGAGAGAGAGAGAGAGAGAGAGAGAGAGAGAGAGACAGAGAGAGAGAGAGAGAGAGAGAGAGAGAGACACAGAGAGAGAGACAGAGAGAGACAGAGAGAGAGAGGGAGAGAAAGAGAAAGAGAGAGAGAGAGACAGAGACAGAGAGAGAGAGAGAGAGAGAGAGAGAGAGCGCUGCCAGCACCAUCAUACGGAGACAAGGCCACACCCCAGAAUGGAUUCGUAUUUCAUUUGUUCCCCACUAACCCGCUGUCGCGCCACUGCACUACACAGCCUACAGCAGAACGCCCAUUGGGUUCAGAAUCAGGAUUUAUAUACUUAGUCAUUCCUAUAUUUCUCAACAUGUAAACUCAAAGCUAGUCCUUAUUUGGACUGCAUUUGGGCUUGUGUUGUUUUAAAUGAUAAUUCAAAGUAUUAUUAUAUUUUAAUAUUUCACUUCAACUCCAUCUCCCAGAAUUAAUUCAUUUGGCCUUAGAAUGGAAACAUUUGAAAGGCAUUUUAUGGAAUUAGUAAAGUCAUCUAGGAAGCAGCAUUUCUCAUACUGUGUGAAAUGGAAUAGAAAGCUGUUUCACAUCUCAGAAUAGCAGAAUUAACCCCCCCAUUUUGAUGGUUUCCCUCAACAUGGAGGGUCCUGUGUGUCUGGCAGCUCUCUCCUUUCAGCUGCACUGGCCUGGGGAGGGAGACUCACAGCUGGGGUCCUGUGGUGGAGGUUUCUGUUUCAGUAAGCCAUUGCUACAGGAAUCAAGGUGAAAAGUAAUUGAUAUAAUGAUGCUAUAUAUACAGCGUACCAUCACUCUCCAGUCGAAGGUUCUGUGUCUGCCUGUUGUGUGGUGCUUGGUGAAAGGAGGUUUCUAAUCAAGUUUGCAGAUAUCCUAUGACUAGGACUAAAAGAUGUUUUUCAAACAUAGGAAAUACACAAGUUUUUUCCAAGUUAUGUUUUUUAAAUGUAAUAUUCAGCAACAUUAGGGUUAUUUUCAGGAGUAGGAAGAGGAGCUGUGUGUAGACAAUCUUGGUCUGACAGUACUGCUGUGUGUUUCUACUUUCUAAUUUUCAUAUUAUGAGGAAUAUAUUUUAUUAUAUGUCAAAGAAAAUGGCAUAUAUCAGUUAUUGCCACUGUUACAUGUGUAAUUACAUACAAUUACACUGUAUGAAGAAUAAAUUCAAGGUGAAAGCAUGAGUUUACCCCAUAUCUGAAAAUGGCAAUAACAGAUAUAUAGCUUAAUUACAAAUUAUUUUUAAUAUAUACUGUAUUUUGCUUUUUAUAUUUUAGUAUUUAUUUUUUCAAGUAGGAAUGGGCAUGUCCCUACGCAUGCGGACCUGCCCAUUCAGUUUCCUUGACAACCUGCAAGCCAACAGUUCGAUGGCAAAACAGAAUAAUAUACAUUGAAGAACAGCACAGUGAAAAGCCAUUCAGAACAAAUUGCCAAAUUGCUUUUAUCAUGGAAAUAUUGGGAUUUUCCAUUCGGUCUGAUUUUAGACACUUAAAACAUAUUUUAACUCAGGUUGGAAUGCUGGCGGUAUUCCAAAUCUAUUUGUUUAACGAAAUAAAAGCGAGAGAAAGUUUGCGCGUGGCGCGGCGUUAAUGACGUGCGAUGCGACGGUAUUUACUGAAACCUAAAGUUUUAAAACAGCUUAGCUCGUGUGGAUGAGCGCGUGACUGCCACACAUGAGUGAGAUAGAAGCACAAUGUCCGCGCCAGGCAGGGUGCGUAAGCCCCUCAGACCCAGCUCUGAGCCUGUCUGGGGUUUGUACAGUGAAAUAACAAUGUAAAACAUCACAGAUCUACAGCUGCAUACUGCUUCUGUCCCUGAGCGCAUUCCUACCUUACCUAACUAGGCUGUGGGAGUAUAUGGAGAUUAUAUGUACAGUCACGUAUACAUAUAUGUAAAAUAUAUAUAUAUAUAUAUGUAUGGAUGUUAAUGUAAUUCCACUACUGUAAAUUAAGCUUAUUUGUGAUAUGCUCCAGAAAUGCCCAUUGUAAAGCACAGACCUUCGGAAUGUGGCUCACAGCUUACAGAACAUCUCUCUUAGGUAUAUAGAGACACAUUGAAAGUCAUUGAAAGUGUUAAGUCAACUCUAAUAGUGUUUAUAUCCUGCAGGUACAAUAUAUACUCCAUAAAGGUACACUAUUAGAGUUUAAUUUCCUUUUAACUUUUCACUGUGUGUCAGUGAAAACAGUGGACAGCUGUAAAGAAGCUAAUAUUCAACUUUGUGUUUGGGAAAUUGAAACAGAAUUAUUUAUGAGAUUAAUAUAUUUAAAUGUUUACUACAAAUAAAUGAAUGAUGAUAAUGAGAACAAUAAGUAAAUGGUUAUAAUGACAAGUGUACCUUUGGAAAGCUAAGCAUGUUUACAAUUUAUAGUUUCAAGUCCUGAUUUUCCCCAAAUGCCGAGCCUGGACUUGACUACUAUUUAGGUUCAGUAGAAAGUAGAGCACUUAGCAGUGCUAGUGUCAGAACCACUCACAAAAAUCUGCCAUGAACUUGGCUGAACUAAUUGUGUCUUGCCAUCUCCCGAAUAUUUACGGCGCCAAAGUAAGACAUAAAUACAUUCAGAAUGUGUGAGAAAUGCGUGAUUUUAGUAUAGUUUCUCAUACGUGCGAAAACCCAUACAAUGCGCUGUGACAAUGCUUGGACCAUCAUCAAGGCAACAUGAAAGAGCCUUAAGAGCCGGACCGCUACGCAUCUUUGUUGUAAGCAUGCUUACAUUACAUAAGGGGGCAUUUUAAUCACCAGUGCAAGUAAUGGUUUCUCAAUAAGAAGAACGUUUUUAGCAUAUUAUUUGUAAAUGUUAUAGUUGCCUCACACAUUUUUAUUUUAUUUUAUUUAAAGCAGUUCUUUCAACAGGACAGUCGUGUCCAAACUUCUAGAACUGCAACGAGAAUAAUCGAGAAGGACAUUUCGUCUUUGCUGUCUGUAUUUUAAUGUUGUAUCAUUGGUUGCUAUCUUUAUAACGUACAGUUGCACAGACGCAACUCUAAAAAAAAAAAAAAAAAAAAAAAAAAGGAUAAACUCCCCUGCGCUGCAGCGGGUGAAUCUGUCCUUAAACGUUUUUCUCGGAGGCAUUAUGAACCUGAGCUACACCAGCUGAAAACAAGGACCGUGCCUUUUAUACUUUUUAUACUCUUUCGUUCUGACCACGAGUCGAUAAAAACAACUGUUGACCCUUUUGUCUCGCAGUGUCAGUGAGGGGGGGGGGGGGGAUGUUACAGCACUGCACAACUUCCUAACAAUCACCGAAGCGGUAAGCUGUGCGACGCACUGGGAGCUGACCAGUCUUACCCAGUCAAUCACCAAAACACAGAAUAGACCAAACAAAAGAUGUAAAACUCUGCCACUGCCCAGGAGUUGGCCUGGCAAACAAAUCUCUGAACAUGGAAUAGACCAAACAAGAGAAAAAAAUCUUUACCGUUGCCAAGGAGUUUGCGAGGCUAAACAAUCUAUUAAUGUAGGGGACAAUAUAGUUCAACAGCAUGGAUCAGAUUCGAAUAAUAAAUAUUGCCAUUGCCUGGGCGAUGGCCAGGCAAACAAAUCAAUCCCUGAACACACACAUACACACACAUACAAAACUGAGCAACCAAGAGCCAGAUUACAAACUGCCCCAUGCUACUCUUAAUUAUUAUAUUUGAUAAUUAUAUCAUGGUGCAGGUUAGUUUGCUGUCCUGUUUAGCUGUCUCAUAGACAACUGCUCUCUCACAAUCAUUCUCUCUUUUCUCAUAUAUCAUUUGAAUUGUUUCUUGGGUAGAGAGGUCAUGGUGCCAGUGAGAUUUGCCAGUCAUACAGUAUUAUAUGCCACAAUACAUUUUUGUAUAAAUGUCUAUGACCUCUGUAUCAGUAUUACACAAAAUGGUGUUCACUACAUUCCAUGUUGUAUAUUGAAGCAUACAAUGGACGUUUGAGGUCUGUAAACAUGGAGGUUAGUACUAAAGCCUACAAACAUGGAGGUCGAUAGUAAAGCCUACACAUAUGAAGGUCUAUUGCAAAGUCCUAGAAACAUGUAGGUCACCACACAGUGUCCCCAUCCUUUGCUUGGCUUCAUGUGGUUUAAUCAUACAUUUGCUUCGUUUUGCAGCAGACUUUUAAAGUAGGAAUAUGGCUAAUUGUUAUAUGUACAUGUUUUUCUGUAAUCAAUCCAUUUUGACACAAUGCUAGAUUCUGACUACUUCCGAAAUGAAAUGCCUUAUUUGGUUCUUUUUUUCUUUACUUUUUCAUUUAUGUACUGCAUACAACUCUAUUACUCAUUAUACUGGCUCACAAGCAGUAUAGUUUGUGAAAAUACUGCCCUGAGAAGAACAGUAGUCAAACCCACAUUAACACUUGAGACAGCCAAAAAUGAAACAGGCUUUAGUGCUAUCUUAGCCUAAAUUUCACUUCGUUUUCUAUUGGAAGUGCAAUUAUUUAUUUCAAAUCAUGAAUAAUUCCAUGCUGCGUAUUCCUGUUAAAGUUUACAAACUCAAAAGCACGCACAGACAGAUUAAUGUGCAAAUGCUUUCAUCAAAAGAGGUCUUUUCAUAUCAUCUUAAUAAAUAAGUAGGGUUACUGGGGUUUUAGUAGUUUGUUCUCCAUAAUCACUAUUUCCUUUUCUUGCUCUCUUUCCAUCACAUAGGGGCGCACCUUCAUGAGAGCGCACACACUCACCUGUUUAUUUACAAUAUUGGGUAAAACCAGAGGUGGAAAGUCCAUGGGUCGGAAAAUAAAAAUCCUGCCCUGUGUUUUUCCACCGAUGAUCUCCAUUUAGCUGGUAAUUCCAGGUGAUUGGAACAAAAUGCUGGGGAGGACAUUUACUUUCUGAACCUGGAUUUACCACCUCUGGGUCAAAACAAUACAAGCCCUUUAAUAAUGAGGGGGUUCAUAUAUAGAUACACUUCUAUAUACAGCAGCAGAUUCAGACCUGCAAUUAUCUGGUUUUUUUAACCAAAUUGUCUCACCUUUUCAAUGGGACAGAAUCACCACAGUUAGGACUUGGUGAUUCCAAUAGUGAUGGUAUCAGCAUUUCUCACCACUACAUUUUCUUUAUUGAGAGAGGGGCAGGGAAUUUACAUGACCAAUGCUUUCCAAAAAAUCUUGGUCAAUCACCUAACAGUGGCCUUGCAGUUCAUCCUGGCAUUACUUGUCCAUGGCCUCUUCUUGUUAUCGGAGGUUUUGAAAGUAUUUUUUCUGAAAAUACAGUAAAAUAUAUAAAUAUUUUGGAAAAAACAAUGCUGUGAAGAAUGAGAGAGGAUAAGUAAAUUAAUUCACUAAAUAUGAAAGAAAAACAAAUCAAGACAUGCAUAAAUAAUAAUACAUAUCUAUAGCAUCCACCAAAGUCUGAGAUGCCAGUUAAAUUGUAAAAAAAAAAUAAUAAUAAUAAUAAUAAAAAUUAAAAAAAUAAUAAUAAAAAAAUUUAAAAAGGUACGACACAAAUGAGAUGAAAAGUGUGUAAAAUGCCUUCAAAAGGACGAAGACAAUAAUGUACUUCACAAACUAAGUGGUUCUUUAAAAAUGUGUAUGUUUUUUAUUCAAUUUUAUAGUAGUUAAAGACAAACAGAUGUUGGUGUUCUUUCUCAGUGUUGUGUGUUGUCUUAAUAUUGACUUGGAAUAACAGCAGUGCCAAUUUGCCAAAGAUAUCAUGUCGCUUCCUUUCCCUCCUUUCUAAUUUUAAAUUGUCCACGCUGGAAAUAGUGACUUUAAUAUCAUGAUUAUUUUUAUAUUGGUAUUGUUAUUAUUAUAAUUAUUAUUGUUCUUGCUAUUUUUAUUGGUUCCUAUUUGUUCAUUCCAGGGGUUUCUAAGUGAAAUGGUGAAUUGCAGUUUGCUGGGUGCCACUGCAGCACAUGUAGCUCCUGCAAUGAUACGGGAUUGUAGGCUAAUCAGUAUAUGUGCGUCCGGUCACCUGACUGAGUGUCGUUUGUGAAUUCUUGAUUUAAUGUACCUGUACUGUGAAACAAAAAAUAACUAUUUGUAAAUAUUUGCCAUAAUUUUAUUGGUUCCUAAAAAAUAAAGGUCAUUUUUUUUAAGUUCAAAGA